GCUACACAUCCGUCGCCAUGUCAGCCCCUACAACCUCGGGUCCCGCUUCCUGCAAGGUGAUGCUGGCCAAGAAUGUCGCCAAUGGCCUGCUCAGCGAAGUCCAAGAAGGCGUCAAGACUCUCGACAAGGCGCCGCACUUGGUUGGCUUCCUGGCUAACAAUGACCCUGCGGCAUUGAUGUACGCGCAGUGGACCCAGAAGACCUGCGAGGAAAAUGGCUUCAAGUACACCCUCCACGAAGUCUCCCGCGACGAUAUCGAAGGUGCCAUCCUAGCCGCCAACACCGACAACGAUGUCGACGGCAUCAUCGUCUACUACCCGAUCUUCAACAACCGUCAGGACCAAUAUCUGCAGCAGAUUGUCGAUGUUUCCAAAGACGUUGAGGGUCUCAGCCAUCGCUACAUUUUCAACAUGUACCAAAACAUCCGCUUCCUGGAUCCCGAGACCAAGCGCCAGAAGUGCAUCCUGCCCUGCACCCCGCUGGCCAUCGUUAAGAUCCUCGAGUACCUCAAUAUCUACAACACUGUCCUGCCCUCCGGCAACCGUCUGUUCGGUCACACUGUCUGCGUUGUUAACCGAUCUGAGGUUGUUGGCCGCCCGCUGGCUGCACUGCUGGCUAAUGAUGGCGCCUGUGUGUACAGUGUUGAUAUCACUGGCGUACAAAAGUUUACUCGUGGUGAGGGGCUUAAGAAGCAUCGUCAUGAGAUUCAUGAGAUGGAGGGUGCCACGCUGAAGGAUGUUGCGCCACUUUGCGACGUUGUUAUCUCCGGUGUUCCUGGUGAUAAGUACAAGUUUGAUACCAGCCUGCUUCGUGAGGGUGCGGUGUGUGUCAACUUCUCGAGUGAGAAGAACUUCGGCCCUGAGGUCAAGGAGAAGGCCUCCAUCUUUGUUCCCUCGAUCGGCAAGGUUACUAUUGUUUGCCUGCUCCGCAAUCUUCUGAGACUCAACCAGAAUCGCCGGCUGGACGAUGUCAAGCCCGCUGCGGCUACGGAGCGUCCCGGCACUAUCGAGUCUAUUUAA
Molecule: messenger RNA, 1019 nt
Organism: Penicillium cinerascens
Lineage: Eukaryota; Fungi; Ascomycota; Eurotiomycetes; Eurotiales; Aspergillaceae
Product: methylenetetrahydrofolate dehydrogenase (NAD(+))
Exons: 4
Coding region: 18-1019 (333 amino acids)
Biological process (GO): purine nucleobase biosynthetic process
Cellular component (GO): cytosol
Molecular function (GO): methylenetetrahydrofolate dehydrogenase (NADP+) activity; methylenetetrahydrofolate dehydrogenase (NAD+) activity
Source: RefSeq, a predicted model, not a curated record